Molecule: messenger RNA, 1112 nt
Organism: Dermochelys coriacea (leatherback sea turtle)
Lineage: Eukaryota; Metazoa; Chordata; Testudines; Dermochelyidae
Gene: PSMD9
Product: proteasome 26S subunit, non-ATPase 9
Exons: 6
Coding region: 75-707 (210 amino acids)
Biological process (GO): proteasome regulatory particle assembly
Cellular component (GO): nucleus; cytoplasm
Molecular function (GO): protein binding
Source: RefSeq, a predicted model, not a curated record
GGGCGGGUCCCUGCGUGGCUCCGCCCCUCGCCCCCGUCCUGCCGCGCGCCGGCGGGCGUUGCUGGGCUCGGGCGAUGGCGGAGGAGGCGGCCGGGCCCGGCGCGCUGAGCGUGCGCGAGGUGCAGGAGCUGGUCCGCAGGAAGGAUGAGCUCGAGGCCCAGAUCAAAGCCUGCUACGCGGUGCUGGAGGGGCAAAAGGGAGUCGGGAUGAACGAGCCGCUGGUCGAUGCUGAAGGGUAUCCGCGUGCAGAUGUUGAUGUAUACCAAGUCCGUGCAGCCAGGCAUAACAUUAUCUGUUUUCAGAAUGAUCACAAGGCCCUAAUGCAGCAAGUGGAAAAAGCUCUCCACCAGCUGCAUGCCCGAGAGAAGGAGAAGCAGGCAAAGGAUGAGGCAGAAGCUCAGGUCGAGGCAAUGAAUCAGAACCCGAGUCUGCCGCAGCCCUUCGCAAGAGUGAAUGCCGUCACACCAGGGUCUCCUGCUAGCACCUCGGGAUUACAGGUUGAUGAUGAGAUCAUUGAGUUUGGCUCUGUCGACACACACAACUUCCAGACACUGCAGAAUAUUGCCACCGUGGUGCAGCACAGCGAAGGGAAACCUCUGAGUGUGACCGUGAUCCGUGGCGGCAAGAAAUUACACCUCGGGCUCAUACCAAAGCAGUGGGCUGGGAAAGGCCUGCUGGGCUGCAAUAUUCUCCCCUUGCAAAGAUGACUGGCUUGGAAGACAAUAAGAUCAAAGUUUGUACUUUUUGAACUCCAACCUAGUUUGAAAAGUUCCCUUUGCAACCUACAUCUACUUGCUGAAGCUGGAGUGUUUAUAAUGGGUUCUGAGGCUCUGACCUCCAGCCUGCUGGAUAUACUACACCUGAAUUGCUUUCAACAGACUUGCACCUGGUCAUGAUCAAUAAUUUUACUGACUCACAGGGAAUAGAUUGUAGAGUCAUAGGACAUGAUUCUAACUUAACUGGCACUGAUGUAAAUCAGGUGUGAGAUCAAAGUGAGGUCCAUGCUUUUUCUUUAGUUAGAAUCCUUGCCAAAUUAUUCUGUAACAUUUAGUGAAUGUUUUUUUCUGUUUGCUCAUGGGAAGUAACAUUUACCAAUAAAGAGUUAUGCUGGG